Messenger RNA from Sungouiella intermedia, 1314 nucleotides. NCBI's taxonomy places the organism in Eukaryota, Fungi, Ascomycota, Pichiomycetes, Serinales, Metschnikowiaceae. The record is from the annotation of a GenBank genome assembly.
AUGCCAAUCGAUUUGGGACUUGCUAGAAUUUCGAGAUUGCUAUCAAUUAUAGGCAACCCACACAUUAGGAGCUACAAAUCAAUACAUGUUGCUGGAACCAAUGGCAAAGGAUCAACCAUUGCCUAUGUAUCAUCGAUCCUUAACGUAGCUCAAGUACGUCACGGCCGAUUCACCUCACCACACCUUUUAGAUAGCAACGAUUGUAUAUCUAUCAACGAUGAGGUAUACCCAUCAAAUAAGUUCAAGGAAAUAAAAUCUCUAGUGUCAUCUCAAAACGAUCGAUUAGCUUUGGGAUGCACUGAGUUCGAAUUACUUACAGCAACUGCCUUCAAGAUUUUUGAAAUCGAAAAAGUGGAAUUAGCGUUAAUAGAAGUGGGACUAGGAGGCAGACUAGAUGCAACCAAUGUGUUGGAACCAUCGGGCGUGGACCAAUACGGAAAGCGUUCUGGAGGUGUCAUAUUAGCGGGCAUAACAAAAAUUGGAAUGGACCACGAACAACUUUUAGGAAACACCAUCGAAGCAAUCGCGAGAGAAAAGGCAGGGAUCAUUAAGCAGCAUAUUAUUUCAGUGGUAGAUGGAUCCAACGAAGAAUCAGUACUAAUCACUGUUAGUGCCCGGGCCAAGGAAAUGAAGUCGGAGUUACUUAUUACCAACCCGAGUGAAGAUCGGACCAUUGGAGAAUUGAUAAAAUUUUCACCUCUCAAAGGUGAGUACCAGAUUCAAAAUCUUGCCGUAGCUCUUUCCCUUGUGAGGAAUCUUAAAGAGAAAUUUGAUUACCCUGGUCUCACAGAUGAUAAAAUUAGAGAAGGUAUUCGGCAAACUGUAUGGCCCGGGAGGUUACAAACUAUAUCUGAUGACAGAACCGGAAUCACUGCCUUAAUAGAUGGUGCUCACAAUGAGAAUGCGGCGAUAGAGCUUGGAAAAUACUUGCUGUCGUUGAGAACACAGUUGGCUAAAAAUGGAUUCAUUUUUGUUGUGGCUUUAUCAAAAGGCAAAUCUAUAGAGCAGCUAUUGAAGCACAUUGUCAACAAAACAUCUGACACUUUGCUAACUGCAAGUUUCACUCGGCCCACUGAUAUGCCUUGGGUGCAAUGUUACCUGGAAGAGGAGAUAGCAGAAGCUGCCAUCCCUUACGUAAAAGACGUUCGCCUAUUGAAUUCCUGUUCAAUUAAAGAUGUGUUCGACUAUUUAUUAGGAAUGAGGAAAGAAGGUGAUACUAGAGAAAUUGUAUUCUGUGGUAGUCUCUACCUUUGUUCGGAUAUCUUGCGUUACAUCCGCCAUGAAAUUCCACAGGAUCGCGUCGAGCAAAACUGA